Messenger RNA from Seriola dumerili (greater amberjack), 2258 nucleotides. RefSeq lists its product as uncharacterized. The coding region runs from base 125 to 1186 and encodes 353 amino acids. The record is from RefSeq and is a predicted model, not a curated record. The transcript has 7 exons. Lineage: Eukaryota; Metazoa; Chordata; Actinopteri; Carangiformes; Carangidae. Gene Ontology annotation, cellular component: cytoplasm.
UCCUCACUGCAGUCCGCAGUAAGUCCACCGGCGCCCGUCAGAGUGCAGCAGUCUGCAGUCUCCAUCACACUCCUCCCUGCGCUCCCCUGGCAGGUGGAAAAGACACACAAGCCGGGCCGGGACAAUGGCUUUCAUCUCAGUCUUGGUGAUUUUGGCCCUCGUGGUUUCAGCUGAAGGAAGUGUUGGACCGAGUACCAACACCAGCUUCUGCACAGAGUCCAAGGAAUGUCUGGAGUACGAGCUCGUCUGCAAAACAGAUGAAUAUGAGGUGCGACACUACAGCCCCACUCGCUGGGUGUCAACAGAUGCCGAGGCCUAUUUCAUGGGAGUGGGUGCAGCCAUGGCUUUCAGGAGACUUUUCCAGUACAUCACUGGAGCCAAUGAAGGAGGCAUCCAGAUGGAGAUGACCGCCCCUGUCCUGGUUAAGAUCCCAGAGGAGACAAAGAUGUGGGAGCCGGCUAUCUACACGUUAAACUUCCCGCUGCCGGCUGCCUACCAGGACAAACCGCCUGCACCCACCAAUGACAAGCUGUAUUUCACUGAGAUGCCAGAGAUGGACGUGUACGUGAGGAGCUACGGAGGCUGGAUGCUGUCAGUGACCUCCAGGCUUCACGCCCACCUGCUGACUAAAGAACUGGAGAGAGUCCGAGCUUCCUACAACCACAGCUACCACUAUGGAGUUGGCUAUGACAGUCCCUUGAAGUUGUUGAACAGGCACAAUGAGGUGUGGUAUGUGGCCGAGGGAGAGCCGGUUUGCACGGAUCCACGGGAACCGACCCCGGCACACACACCCAGGCCGACUCUGCCCGCCUCACCAACAGACUCUCCGUCUGACCCUCUCCCGCACACACUGUCUGACUCACUCACUCCCUUCAACUUGUCCUCGAACACAACAUCCAACUCCUCCUCUUCCUCCUCACAAAUGCCGUCUGACACACCCUCUCUCCCCCCGUCUAACGCUCCUCCCAGCCCUUCGUCCAACGUGCCCUCUGAAGUCGCAUUCAGCCACCCUCCUACCUCCGCCCAGAUCCUGCUGGACCCCACAACCAACUCAUCUGAUCCCGUCUCUGUGAGCCCGUCUCUGGAGCCCCAGUCUGAAGUUGUCCCGUGGAACAGCACAGCCCACAGCUCUGUGGAUACACAAGCUGACAGUAACCCUGUGGUGGAACCAGAUGACGCUCAUUAACAGCCUUCACGUUUUCUUUAAGCAGCCAUUCCAAGUAUAUUAACAUGGAAACUAAAGAAAAGAAACAGUGGAGGUUUGGCAGAAGGUUGAGUGAAUGUGAGUAAUAGACGGACAUGUUGGUCUCUUCUUCCUUAUCUCUCUAUUCCUGUGUAUUACACCAACUCCUCCUUAUGGCACUUAGUAUUUGACUAUAUGUUCUAUCACAGCUUUGCGCCUGCAGCUUCCUGUAUCAGCGAACACAUGCCUGUACACUUUGUUGUUCUGAGGUUAUCAUACAGCUGCAUUUAGAAUUAAAUAAGAUCGAUGUAUUUGUUAGAAAGUUAGAAUUCAAAGUUGCUAUGUUUAAUCUAAAGGCAGAGGAAGAUGCCUUUUGACAUCAGUUUAAACCAAAACCUGAUUUAGCUACUACUAGGACUUCAGUGGAAACCUGUGUGUAACUGAUAAAUCAAAUGCUGGGACUAACCACGGUAGGCCAUUAUAUCAGACGAAACUUUACUGUGUUCUAUCCACUCUCGUAAAUGGACUUUGAUGAUGUUAUUAAUUAUUAUUAUUAAUAAGCUUUUUCUCUGUUUAGCUUGUCGUCAAUUACUUUCAUGAUGUGUGGCAACAUAUUAGUAAAUCAUAAUAAAUUCAGUACGCACAUUCAUUGGGAUCUUUGGUGCAGCCUUAAACCUAAGAAAUAAAACUGUAUGGCUCUAAUUAUUUGGGGAUCUUAUGGAAUUACCCAGAUUGUAAUUAUUCUUAUUUUUCUUUUUUUUUUUUUUUUUUUACCUUGGAUCAAACCUUUGUCUCAGUAUUUGUGCUCAAAAACUAAAUAAAAUAAAAAAAAUAAAAUUCUUGGCCAAAUGUUUUGCAAAUUGUAUUGAUAUUUUUAAAUCAAUUUUUAGGUAAUUAAGAAAUUUGAUCAGAUUUUGUGAUAGAUUCUUCUGGCUCCCAGAAUUAAAAAAAAAAAAAAACCUAUUACAGUAAUAUAGCUUUGAUUACACAAGGGAUAUUAAUAACAUACAGCCAAAAUAGCUUGUUUUUCAAUUCUCCCUUAAUUUACUGUUAAAAUUUUAGCUUAAAAAAAAAA